UGUCAUGCCGCAGUUUGUAGAACAAGUUCUAUUUAUUUUGUAAGCACGAUAGUCUAUUCAUUCGUAGUUCUGAUUCUGAUGAACGUGACACGAUGAUGUUUGAUUGGUAUGAUAUUCCACUCAUUAUAGUGUUUGUCUUUUUGACGUUAUAUUUGGGAAGUUUUAACAAAUGGAUCGCCUUUUCUUCGUGCGCAGCGAUUAUCGCGUUUUAUGUCUCGGAACAUGUUUUCCAAAGAAAAAAGAUGAUGACUAUCAGAGGCAAGCACGUGGUCGUGACUGGAGGCUCCAGCGGUAUCGGAAAAUGUGUAGCGAUUCUCGCUGCAGAAAAGGGAGCAAAUAUAACGAUAAUCGCGAGGAAUGUGCAGAAUUUAGAGAAGGCCAAAGAUGAAAUUCUGCAGGCCUGCGAGAACAAAGAUAGACAAAAGGUAGAGUACUUAUCUUUGGAUAUUACAGCAGAUUAUAAAGCUGUCGAGAAAGCAUUGGCUGAUCUGGAGAAUGUUAUGGGACCAAUUUACAUGCUUGUAAAUUGUGCCGGUUUUGCGCUCGCUUCUAAAAUAGAAGACACUUCCAUAGAGACCCUUGAUGCGAUGAUGCGCACGAAUUUCUUAGGCACGUAUUACUGCAUUAAGGCUGUGACGCCAAGAAUGAAAACUUCCAAAGAGGGAAUUAUUGUACUCGUGUCAUCUCAAGCUGGUCUCCUAGGUAUCUUUGGGUAUACCGCUUACUGCAGUACGAAAUUUGCACUUCGUGGCCUGGCGGAGAGCUUGGUGAUGGAACUGAAGCCGCACGGCAUCUCCGUUACUCUGUCUUUGCCGCCGGACACGGACACACCUGGUUAUGCCAUAGAAGAACUGUCAAAGCCGAUAGAAACAAAAGCCAUAGAACAGAUGGCAAAAUUAAAUCAGCCCGAGGACAUUGCUGAAAAAAUUCUUACGGAUGCGCUGGCAGGAAAUUUCUUUUCUACCGUUGGUGUGGAAAGUUUCGUAACGGCAACAUUGUGUGCGGGAAUGUCCCCGGUUCAAUCGGUUCGCCAGUUGUUAACGCAAGUGUUUCUCAUGGGCCCGUUUAGACUCAUUGGCGUGGGUCUUCUCGCCUAUUUCGACAGCGUCAUCGCAAAAUACUUAUGAAGCUUUUGAGAUUUUUAAGUAGGGAAAGAGAAAAGUAGAGGCUAAAGGUAAACAAAUUAAUCACAACAACGGUUUCACGCUUGUGUUAGAAAUCACAUAAUAAUUGGGGCCAUGUACGAGCAAAUACGGUUGUUAUUUAUAUAAUUUAUUAAAAUCUGACUACGGUACGUUUCGGUCUGACUUGACCUUCUUCAGCCGUAUGUUAUUAUUCUAACGUUACUUCUAAACCUUUACAUGUUAAAACUAUUCUAGGCGUAAUAAU
This is a messenger RNA of Solenopsis invicta (red fire ant), 1389 nucleotides long. It is a transcript of the gene Kdsr, whose product is annotated as 3-ketodihydrosphingosine reductase. Gene Ontology annotation, biological process: sphingolipid biosynthetic process. Gene Ontology annotation, molecular function: 3-dehydrosphinganine reductase activity. Bases 93 to 1127 code for a protein of 344 amino acids. Lineage: Eukaryota; Metazoa; Arthropoda; Insecta; Hymenoptera; Formicidae. The transcript has 4 exons. The record is from RefSeq and is a predicted model, not a curated record. Gene Ontology annotation, cellular component: endoplasmic reticulum membrane.